Triplophysa dalaica is the source of this 2781-nucleotide messenger RNA. It is a transcript of the gene bach1b, whose product is annotated as BTB and CNC homology 1, basic leucine zipper transcription factor 1 b. The record is from RefSeq and is a predicted model, not a curated record. Gene Ontology annotation, molecular function: RNA polymerase II cis-regulatory region sequence-specific DNA binding; protein binding; DNA-binding transcription factor activity, RNA polymerase II-specific. Lineage: Eukaryota; Metazoa; Chordata; Actinopteri; Cypriniformes; Nemacheilidae. Bases 150 to 1919 code for a protein of 589 amino acids. Gene Ontology annotation, biological process: regulation of transcription by RNA polymerase II. The transcript has 5 exons.
CGGGACGUAAACAUUGGCAUGUCACAUGAUGUAUGAGUAAAAUACAAGCGCCUCCUAUUUUCAUAGUUACAAGUCAACGUUUAAGAAUUCCGAGUUAGUUGUAACUAAUUCAACUUUAACUCUUCAGAGAUAUGAGAGAUUAACUCAGCAUGUCAAUGGAUAGCUCAAAAUCCUCCAAGUUUACCUUCCAGUCAUCUGUGCACAGUUCCCACGUUUUGCAAUGUCUAAAUGAACAGAGGAAGAAAGAUCUUCUGUGCGAUGUGACUGUUGUGGUGGAGAACCAGAGUUUCCGAGCCCACCGGGCCGUUCUGGCCUCCUGCAGUGAUUUCUUCAGCAUUCGUGUGUCUAGUCUUGCCACACCCGAAGGACUUGUCAUCAACCUUCCGGAUGAGGUGACUACCGAAGGAUUCGAGCCCUUACUGGAGUUCGCCUACACCGCAAAGCUCAUCUUCACCAAAGAGAACGUGCUUGAACUUCGCAACAGUGCAUCUGUCCUUGGUUUCAAGAACUUGGACAAAGCCUGCUUUGAUUUUCUUCUCCCCAAGUUCUUUGACAGCAGCAAAAGUACGUCAAAAUUCCAGAGGAAGCAAUGCUGCAAAACCAGAUGCUGCAAAGCGCGUGAGGCUUUGGCUACCGGGGAUGAUGUCACUGACGAAAACAUUCCUCAACCCUCACAGUCUCAGCUUCAAGAAAAGGAACAAUCUCUGCCUUCCUCUAUGCCCACUGAGGAUGCUACAGGAAGUCAGAAUGUUCAAAGCAACAAACACACAGACUACUCCUUCUUAUGUCCAAAAUACCGAAAGUUUCAGAUAGCUUGUGGGAAGACGCGACCCUGUUUGGAUGCCUGCGGUAUAGAAACGGUCCCCGUGCCCCUUGCGAGACCAAAAGACAAUUGCGCCCUAAACUGCCUUCCUUUCUCAAGCAAUGAAGACUGUAGCAAGUCAUCUACUUGGGACUUGACUAGCCGAGAAAUGUCCAAUGUCUCAGGUACAGACGAUGUUGGGACAGCCUUUAGCUGCUACAGUAACUUUGAGGCUUGCCCUGCUGAACAAAGCAACUCGCUCAGGAGCAUAGAAGAGUUAGAAGUGGCCAAACAGCUUACGGUCAUGCCGGAUACUUUUCCCACCCAGGCGUCUUCGUCCGGCCUGAUCUUGGCGGAGCAAGCAUUAAACUUCAAGUGUGCGAACUGGCAACUCGAUCCCAUGGCAUUGGACUGUCCAUUUUUUCAGAGCUUUGGUGCAGUGGGCGCUCAACUUCACGAUGUUGAGGGCAGAGACACAUCACAGGGCAGUCCAUAUGUACCCUCCAACCAAUCAGGGGAGGACUCUGAUAGUGUUGACACGGAGGGGGACAGUGAAUCCUACAGCAGUGAACGACUUCUGGAGAUGGCCCUGCCGCUCUCUGUGGACCAGAUCGUGUCGCUGAGCAGGAAUGACUUCCAGCAGAUGCUAAAGCAGCAGUGCUUGUCACGGGAGCAGCUCGAUGCCGUGCACGAUAUCCGGAGACGGAGCAAGAACCGUGUCGCAGCCCGCCGCUGCCGCAAGAGAAAACUCGACUGCAUCUACAGCUUAGAAUAUGAAAUCCAGAAACUGAGGAGUGAACACGAGAAGCUGACAGCCGAAAGGAUCCAGCUGAAUCAGUUGAAGAUUAAAACCUGGCAGAGUUACUCUGGUCUGUAUGAGAGGGUCUGCACUGAAGCUGCCCUCAAACCAGAACAGCUUCAGGUGCUGGCCAAAUACAGCUCACCAGACUGCCCACUGUCAGCAUUCCUUUGCCCCGCUUCAGACCUCCCUCAACGCCCUGAGCUCUGGCCUCAAGCUUCAACCUCCUCCUCCUGUUCCUCCUUACGCACCUGUUGCUCCGGAGCCAAAGUGCCGCUUGCUUCCUUAAUAGAAAACGCAUCUGGUGUUGAUCAAUAAAGCUCACAGAACAUGUUGUCUACAAGGCACGUAGAAGCUCAGUCUGAUAACUGUCUAGCUGAUGCCUUACCUUGCGAGAAAAGCGUGUACUGUUCGAUCCUGAAACUUGGCACGGAUCUCAUUUGUUACCAGGUAAGAGACUAAUAACAAAACAGAAGAUGUGGCUAAAAGGACCAAUGAAACUCACUGUAAGAGUUUUCUUUUUGUGUAAGUUGCACAAACUCACCAAAGGUGCAUUUAACAAAUGUGACAUCACUACCGUUUUUGUCUUAUCUCUUUUUACACUUUUUUUGUGUUUGUGAUUGAUGAUGUCAUUGUUACGCAUUCCUCUACCUAAAUCAAGACUGUAUAGUUUUACACGUCCCCAGAACAUCCACACUACUGACAUUUAAUCCGCCUCAACUCACAGGGUAAAGAUUUCCCGAAUGCUAUACAACACACCUCAAUAUCUUCUUCUCAGGGGGACAAAACUGCCUUUUACUAUAUAUAGUGUGUCGUAGAAGCACUUGUACUGAAACGCCUCUAUUUGUUGAAGAUGGGACUUUUUGAGCCAAAUCAAAGUUAUUAAGCACAUUUACGAUCUGAAAGUGAAUUUGAUAUUAAACUCUCAGGUGUGCAGAACUGCACAUGCUGUUCUGUUAUAUAUAUUUUUUUAAUUUAACUGAAAGUUUUUCACAGGUUCUUUACAGCAGUCAUUUAUAAGCAAACACAGUAGCAUUGUUUAUGUCACAUGGAAAUAAAAAAUCUGAUGAUUUUUUUGGAAUUUAUGAUAUAUUUGUUACAUUGCUUGGGUCCAAAUGACGCUGUUAUGAAAGCUAGUUAAUAAAUGUGUUUAGAAAAUCUGUGAAUUUUAAAGACUUGA